AUGACUCUAGGUUUCGCCGCCUCUGCUUUGGCUUACGGUAACUCUACCAGCUCCUCUGUCGUCGCUUCUUCUAUUUCCUCUGUGGUCCCAGUGUCCUCCUCUGUGUCUUCCGUGGCCCCAGUCUCCUCCGUCUCCUCCGUGGCCCCAGUCUCCUCUGUCUCCUCCGUGGUUUCAGUGUCCUCCGCUCCAUACAGAGUCACCACUGUCAACGCCACCGACGUCACCGUCGUCACCGAGUUCACCACUUACUGCCCAGAACCAACCACGAUCACCACCAACGGUAAGACGAUCACCGUCUCCUCCGCCGGUACCAUCACCAUCACCGACUGCCCAUGCACCAUCACAAAGGCCUCCAAGCCAGCUACCGUCAAGCCAACCGAGACCAAGGCUGCCGCCGAGUCCUCCAAGGCCGCUGAAGCCAAGACACAAACUACACAGAUUGUCAAGCCAAGUGUGUCCUCCGCCAAGCCUGCCUCCUCCGCCGCUCCAAAGACCGUCCAACAAGCUUCCAACGCUGCCGGUAACCUAGUUGCUCCAUCCGUCUUCGGUGGUCUAGCCGCUGCUUUGAUGUUGUUGUAA
Huiozyma naganishii CBS 8797 is the source of this 579-nucleotide messenger RNA. RefSeq names its product Spi1p (gene SPI1). NCBI's taxonomy places the organism in Eukaryota, Fungi, Ascomycota, Saccharomycetes, Saccharomycetales, Saccharomycetaceae. Gene Ontology annotation, molecular function: structural constituent of cell wall. The record is from RefSeq and is a predicted model, not a curated record. The transcript has a single exon. Gene Ontology annotation, biological process: fungal-type cell wall organization. Bases 1 to 579 code for a protein of 192 amino acids. Gene Ontology annotation, cellular component: fungal-type cell wall.